UCGCCAAAGGGUUUCUCUGUGUAGUCCUGGCUGCCCCGGAACUCACUCUAGACCAAGCUGUUCUCACAGAGAUCUGCCUGCCUCUGCCUCCUGAGUGCCAGCACUGCCUGGCUUGUUUUGUAUUUUUGAGACAGGCUCUCAUGUAGCCCAAGCUGGUAUGGAGGGUGUAGCCAAGGACUACCUUUGUAAGUGUUACAGCUCAGAUGAAAGGUAUCCUGGCAGUUGGGACCCAAGGAAUACCUCACACAAGAGAUUUAUUAGGAGUAAAAAACCCAGGAAGGUGGCUGCUUUCUGCUGGGGGGGAGGGGGGAGAGGGCGAAGCAGCAGAGAAUUGGGCAGAACACAGAGUUUAUAUAGGGUUUCUUGCUGGGGGACAACUACAACCACACCCACAUACCCACACCCACUUUCCAGGGUGGCCUGGAAAUGGAGGGAUUAUGUGGCCUAAUCUUGGGGCAGGCUCAGGGACGAUGGGAUUUUUUUUUUCUUGUAGGGCAGGGCCUGGCCACUCUCCUUCCUUGAGGGGCUAGGAACCUUGAUUAGGGAAGGGGAGGCAGGGCCUGGCUGCUUCUGUGCCUUAAGGGGUCCCAGCCACCAGAGUAGUCUAGGAACCUGGUGGCUGGAGGUCUCCAGGGGCAGUGCUUAUGUUUGGCAGGGAAACCACUCCUGCCACCCUAGUUGGCUUGAACAAUCUUGAGUUCCAGGUUUUCCUGCUUUCCUCUCCCAAGAUUGGCAUGUGCCACCACACUGGGCCUGACUUCAAGCUUUUGAAUGUUCUCAAGGAAUUAAAACCUCAGAAAUAUAACGUGUGUGUGUGUGUGUGUGUGUGUGUGUGUGUGUGUGUGUGUGUGUGUGUGUGUGUGUGUAGAUUGUUCAGUGGUUAAAAGAUCUAGCUGCUCUUCCAAAACACUUGUGUUCAAUUCCUGGCACCUACAUGGAGACUCAAGAACACCUGUAACUCCAGUUCCAGAGGAUCCAAUCCCUCUUCUGGCCUCCAUGGGCACCAGGCAUGGAAGUGGUGCACCAAUACACGUGAUAUACAUGCAGUCAAAAACUUUAAGUGCUUAAAAAAAAUAAAAUAUACCAAAGUUUCAAAAAAACGAGAUUGCUCAGAAAGCAUUAAAACUUAAAACAACAACAAAAACUCAAAGCAACAACAAAACCCCACAAAAAAUCACCUAAGGUUGACCGUAUUGGGUUUUAGUGAACCACUAGAGAGUUCUGGGCACAGGCUCCAGUAUAAAAGACCAGUGCUUCAGACCAACAGACUCAGGUCCUCAGCAGACUGGAAGUUUUAAUUUUUUUUCCAAAUUGCUGGGCUUUUCUGUGGAUUUUUGUUUUGUUUUGUUUUUUUGAGACAGGGUUUCUCUGUGUAGUUUUGGUGCCUGUCCUGGAUCUCGCUCUAUAGACCAGGCUGGCCUCGAACUCACUGAGAUCUGCCUGGCUCUGCCUCCUGAGUACUGGGAUUAAAGGCGUGUACCACCACCGCUGCCCGGCCCUGUGGAUGUUUAAAAGCCUUUUGUCCACCUUCGGUUAUUAAAAUUAUGGUUGAGUGGCCAGGUCUGGUGACACAUGCUUGUAAUUCCAGUACCCAGGGACAGAGGGAAGAUAUGGACUUGGAGGCCAGACUAGGCAACAAAGUGAAACCCUACUUCAAAACACAAAAUGCUCACACGUCUUGGUGAUAGACUAGCAUGUGAAGUCCUGGAUUUGCUCAUCAGCGUUGGAAAACAACAAACUAACUUCAAACAUACAUACACACAGGCAAAACUCAUUCACAUGAAUAAAUCUAAAAUUACAUAUAAAUAAAAUUUUGAAAUGCAUCAUACCAUUACUUCUAUGUUAUAAAACAUAUUGGGAUAGCAAUAUAUGGGGAAAAACUGAGUCAUAGUGGUAUUGGAGACUUGCUUUCCUGCUGUAGGAAUACUUUUUAAACCAGAAAGCAGAGGGGCCCUGGUACUAGACCUGAGUUGGGGUGCUAGACUUACCACCCAAUGCCUCACUUCAGGCACAGGUUUCCAGCCUGGGGUAUGUCUUUCAGUACUCAAAAGCAAAGAGGGCAGCAUGGCGGCGAGGUGGGGGGGACCAACUUGCCAAAAGAUCAGUGAGUGUUAGCUGCUACUGCCCCAGUAAAGCGGGCGGCACUGAAAAGAACAAAACAAGAAAUCCUUCUUAUCAGCAGGUAUAGAAGCCACGUCCGUAAUCCUCUUAAUGUUGAUUUAGGAGACUGAGGAAGGAGGGCUGCCAAGAGUUCGAGGCUACACCAGGCUAUACAGCACGCAAACCGAAAACGAGUCUUUGCAUGAAGUUCUGGGUAUGCAUUCCACUAGCACGCGGGAUCUCAAGAAGGAAGGGACAAGUGCCAGAUCUGCAGAUAUUGUGUCCCUUCUUGAAGGCAAAAGGUUGUUCCCAACGCAACUGGGCCGCCCAACGUCGACAGUUCGAAACCCUCGAAGCACGCGGGCCGCAGCUUCCCAGAAGUGAUGUCACCACGCGCAGGCGCCGCUGGACAGACGCCGGAAACUACAUCCCAGCUGGCAACCGCGCGCACAGCACCAAGGGAACGUUCAUUGACCCCGCCCUCAGAGAGACCUACCUCCCUUGAGAGGCUUUGUUGAGGCGUUGCGUCACUUCCGCCAAGCUGCCAGGACACACCCCCCCGCCCCGCCCCCGACGCGGCCGUAACCUAGGGCAACGGCCCGGCUCAUGCCCGCCGGCCGGGGACGAGCCGCUCCGGGCCUUCCUUCCCUCGCGGCCCCGUCGGAGCGUCUGAGUGGACGUGGUUACGUCCUCUCCCAAGAAAAAGUGUCCAGGACACUUCGCGGGUGGCAGAACCGAGGAAGGAAGCAACCCUCAAGGCGGGAAGAAGAUGUUUAAAACUAUAAGGAAUCACCCCAGUAAUGGAUCUCUGUCCGGAAAGUGAGACUGUUGGAGAAAAUAAUGAACGUAAGAAAAUUGAAGACGCAGAAGAAACCGCACUGACCUUAGGUUGUCCAGAUGAGAGAAGUGAGAGGAAUCAUGUUUGCUGUCUUCUCGGGGUCAGCGACCUCACGUUGGAAGAGGAUGAACGGGCCAGCGAAUUUGCCAUCAACACCGGGUGGGAAGAAGCCGUCCACGGCUGGGGAAGGACCUCACCAACUGCCUGCAUCUGGUCAAGAAAGAAAGUGAAAAAGGGGAAGGUGGGAGAAGGCACCAGUGGCGGCAGCAACUGCUUGUUCUGUAUGAGCCUUUCUCAAGGGAGUCUGGAGGCUCAUUCCCUCUCAGAGGUCGGGAAACCGGAGGCCGGUGCUGUGGCUGAGGUCAGCCCCGAGAAGAGCUGCCACAGCCCCUCCCAGGGCCCCAGCACUGCUUCCAGAGAGCCUAACAAACUCUGCUUUCCCACAUACUUGCAUGGAGAAAAAAAAAGCCUGCAAAUCAAGGAAUUUAUCUGGUGCAUGGAAGAUUGGGGCAUUCCCGAGACAGUUAGCAGCAAGACCUGCAGAAACCCCUGCGGAAGCACUGACCAGGGCCUCUCCAUCUCCGACUCCCUCAAUUCCAAGGCCCUCAUGGUUCUGCCCCCACUGAAAAACUCUCCCCCCAGCAGCUUGGAUGUGCUGAGUAAGAAGGGCAGAAAUAUUUUCUGGCAGCCGGAAGAAAAGGCGCUAAGGACGGAAAAGGAGGAGUGUGUGGCUUGUACAGAUGGACUGAAGACAGUUGAUGGGAAAAGUGAAAAGAGACACUUUGAGCUGGCCAGCCACAUGAAGGUCACCGACAUGCUGCCUUUCUCUCCCCCUGGGGCCCAGACACACCUGCUGGGGGCAGAGUCUCAAAGGUGCUGCCUGCACUGGUCCCUCCUGCCCCAGAAGAGCUCUAUGUACCCAUCCAACCCCACCAACAUCCACUAUCUUGCCACCUUGCAGGUGUUGCAAAAACAGGGAGUGCAAAACUGCAGAGCCAGGCUCAAAGCCAAGGAACCCAAACCUGCCAGGAGCACCCACAAGCACCUUCUCCCAGAGGCCAAGCAGGAAAACAGGCCUCGAGCGCUAGAGAAGAAAAUGUUCCCCAAGCCUCUCUUGCCGUCCCUCACAGUGAGCAGACUUGUCAUCCCGUCUCUGCUCACAGAGUUCUCUGAUUUGUCACAAUAUAAUUUCCUGGGAAGAAGUGCUGCCUGGAGCUCGUUUGUCUCCCCGCUUCCUCUCGCUGCUCCCGCUCCUCUUCAUGUCCACCCUUCGACAGACAGGCUGGAUGCUCGCUCCCUUCCCUCUGAACUGGGCCCAGGCUUCUGCUUAUUGUGUAAGUAUGGCUGUCAGAAAUGCUGCGGAGAUGGUAAGUCCUAGUCACCCCUAACCAACUGUGUUCUCUCUCUCUCUCUCUCUCUCUCUCUCUCUCUCUCUCUCUCUCUCUCUCUCUCUCUCUCUCUCUCCUUCUCCGUCUCCUUCUCCUUUCAAGACAGGGUUUCUCUGUGUAGCCCUGACUGUCCUAGAACUCAUUCUGUAUAUCAGUCUAGCUUCAAACUCAUGGAUCUGCCUGUCUCUGCCUCCUGAGGGUUGAGAUUAAAGGCAUGGGCCACCACUGCCAAGCUGUGUUUUUCCUUGUGAGUACCGGGAAUGAAACCUGAGUGUCCUGGAAGCCACAGCAAGUGUCCUUUCUGCUGCGUCCUCUCUCAGCCCUUCACUUUUAUUUUUCAGCAUACUAGAAAGUCCAGGAUCCAGGGCAAAUCUAAGACGAUGUGGUGGUACAUGCCUUUAACCAACCCAGCACUCCAGGGUUGGAGACAGACUGAUCUCUGUGAAUUGGAGUCCAGCCUGAUCUACAUGGCAAGUUCCAGGCCAGCCAGGGUUACAUGGUGAAUGGAACAAGAAACUUGGGGCAUAAAGAACUGUCCACAACUGGGUCUUCAUUGAGUUUAGGCAGCUGUGCUAAAAUGACAAAAUUAGGGGCCAAGAAUGUAUCUUAGAGGGUAGAAUGCUUCACUAGCAUGCACAGAGCCCUGAGUUCCAUUCCUAGCACCACAUAAACUUAGCAUGGUGGUACAUAGCUGUGAUCCCAGCCACUGUGGAGUGAAGGUAGGGGACUCAGGAGUUCAAGGUAAUCCUCAGCUAUGUAGCAACUUUGGGGCUAGCCUGGAAUAAGAGACCCUGUCUCAAAAACAAAAAAUGACAAGAAAAAAACUCAACAACAACAAGAAAAUUUAGAACAAAACACCCCCCCAAACAAAACAAAACAGGAUGAGUCUUCCAAAUGAGCCGAAGGUAGUCUACACAUUUGUCUAAACCUAGCCAUAUUUUAUUCUGAUUUAGUCUUUCUGUUGUCAAGAGUGAUACCAUUCAUCUCUAUGCAAUGCCUCUGCUGUCUGAGAUAAGAGAGAAUUCCUUUUUUUCUGUCCCUUCCCCUGCCUCACCUGACCUCAGUUUAGCCUCAACCACCCCCCCCCCCCCGCCCAGCUGC
Peromyscus californicus insignis is the source of this 5427-nucleotide messenger RNA. It is a transcript of the gene CUNH16orf46, whose product is annotated as chromosome unknown C16orf46 homolog. The record is from RefSeq and is a predicted model, not a curated record. NCBI's taxonomy places the organism in Eukaryota, Metazoa, Chordata, Mammalia, Rodentia, Cricetidae.